Messenger RNA from Lathyrus oleraceus (garden pea), 1985 nucleotides. RefSeq lists its product as uncharacterized. The coding region runs from base 142 to 1773 and encodes 543 amino acids. NCBI's taxonomy places the organism in Eukaryota, Viridiplantae, Streptophyta, Magnoliopsida, Fabales, Fabaceae. The record is from RefSeq and is a predicted model, not a curated record. The transcript has 3 exons.
AAUUAAUUUUGUUAAUGUUGCUGUUUGGGUGUGAAACGACGUCGUAGCUGGGUGUCCUAUCCUAUCUGGUUAAGAAAUGAGAAAACUUGAACAUAUGAAGUGAUGGUAAACUACAUCUUGUGAGAGAGAUUGAGAUCAACCAUGUCAUGGCUAGCAAGAACAAUCGCCAACUCUCUCAAACUCGAUGAAGAAGACGAACAAGAUGCAAAACAAGAACAAGAAUCAGAAAACCCUAACACCACCAAAUCCGAAUCAGAACCCUCUCAAUCACAAUCUGAAUCUGCAUCUCCGUCAACUCACAGUCCCACCGCACGCGGCGUCAAAGAAGAUAUCUCCGAGAUUACCAAAUCCCUCUCCCGCCAAUUUUGGGGCGUAGCUUCUUUCCUCGCACCUCCUCCCGAUCCCGAUCACGACUCCGAUCCGCAAACGCGUGACUCCGAUCCUAAUCUCCCUGAUGAAGACGUUAUCGCUGGAAUCCGAAGCGAUUUUGCUGAAAUUAGUGGGAAAUUCAAGAGUGGAAUCUCGAAGAUUUCAGGUAAUAAGACUGUUUCUGAAUUCACGAAGAUCGCUUCGAGUUUUCUCCAAAUCGGAUCCGAUGAGGAAUACGAUCUCGACGGUGUGGUUGGAGUUACGGAGGAGGUUGUGGCUUUUGCCAGAAAUUUAGCGAUGCAUCCGGAAACUUGGCUGGAUUUUCCACUUCCCGAUGAUCCUGAUUCUGAUGAUUUUGAUUUGUCUGAUGCACAACAAGAGCAUGCUCUUGCUGUUGAACAUCUUGCUCCGAGGUUAGCUGCUCUUAGAAUGGAGCUGUGCCCUGGAUAUAUGAGUGAUGGAUGCUUUUGGAAGAUUUACUUUGUACUACUGCACCCUAAACUCAGCAAAAAUGAUGCUGUUUUUUUAUCAACUCCACAAAUAAUGGAAGCCAGAGCAAUGUUAACUCAGGCAUUAGACAUAAGAAGAAAGGAAAAGAAAGAACCAGACUUAAUCAGCAUUCCCUCAAAAGAGGAGGAACAAGAACAGCAUCUUUUCGUGCCAAGCAAUGCUCAACUUGAAUCAGUGCCUCUUCAGACAUCUGCGGUUGAAGAAUCUCCAUCUAUGGCUGUGGCUAAUGUAGAGACGGAGGGGCAUACUGUUAAAAGUGAUUCAACUCAACCUAUUGACAAGCCUGUGGUUAAAGAAGCCCCGUCUAUGGCUGUUGAUAAUGUAGAGACCGAGGAGCAUACCGUUAAAAGUGAUGUAACUCAACCUAUUGACGGGCCUGUGGUUAAAGAAGCUCCAUCUAUGGUUGUGGAUAAUGUAGAGACCAAUGAGCAUGCUGUUAAAGGUGCUGUUAUUCAACCAAUCGACAAUUCUGUUGUUAAAGAAGCCCCAAUUAUUCCAUCUGCAGAACAAUCAUCAUCUGGUUCAACAAAUCGGUUCUCAUAUGAAACAUAUGAGGAUGAUGCUGAUGCCGAUGAUUGGCUGAAAGAGGAUAGUUCUGAAAUGGUUGGUCCCAGUGGAACUUCCAUUCAUACUGGUGGCGAUGACGAGGAUGUCUCAUUCAGUGAUCUUGAGGAGGAUGAUGGUGAUGUACAUGCAAGUUAUAAGAAAACAUCAGGUUCUGAUUCUUCCACAAAAGACUCCAGAGAUUGGGUUCAGUUAGGUAGAAGUUCACCUAACUCUGAUAAGGAUGUAAACUCUUUGGAACGCAGAAGCUCUGAGCUUUCCAGUGCUCGUAAUUCUAUGACCAAGGAUUCCAAUGAUUGGCUUAAUGUUGACGACAUUGAUGUAAUUUGAUAAUGCCACUUAAAUGUCAGAGGUAAGGUUUUUAUAUGAUUCUCUUCUACUUUGUGAAUAUUUGCAUACUCUUUUUUCUGUACUAUGUGAUUAACCUCUGAAGGCCGUGCUUUGUGUAAAUAAAGCCAGUCUCCACUGGGCUUUGUGCUAUGUAUGGUUAUUAUUACACCGCACUUGAAUAUUCUAUUUGAAUUUGAUGAUAUAUUGGAAUA